Messenger RNA from Anastrepha obliqua, 647 nucleotides. Its product is annotated as kunitz-type serine protease inhibitor homolog beta-bungarotoxin B chain. The record is from RefSeq and is a predicted model, not a curated record. The coding region runs from base 228 to 611 and encodes 127 amino acids. NCBI's taxonomy places the organism in Eukaryota, Metazoa, Arthropoda, Insecta, Diptera, Tephritidae. The transcript has a single exon. Gene Ontology annotation, molecular function: serine-type endopeptidase inhibitor activity.
UAAGUGACUUGGCGAAAAGUAAAAAAGAAAUUCAAAUUUAUUCGAGAAAUUCAAUUCAAUUGAGAAACAAAUUCUUGUAUUUUGCAAAGUAAUAGUUAUUGAAAAAGUGAAAAUUGCAUUAACGCAAGCAAAACGUACACUAGCGAAAAUAGUGAAAACCUAUUAAACAUUCUGAAUUGUUAACUAAAGAACUAGACCCGUGAAUAAGCAAUUACGCGAAAAUCACCAUGCAACACCAAAGUGCCUACAACAAUAAUAAACGCGUGACUACGCUACAACUAGCAUUCAGUGUCGCAUAUCUACUCUCACUCCUCAUGUUGCUUACCAUCAACACACCAAUGGCUGAGGCGCGUCCCAUGGACCUCUACGAUGACGUUGGCGAUUUCUUCGAUGCUGUCUCCCUGGACGAUGUGCCAUUAUCCGGCCGUUCCGCACCGGAAACCUUCUGCCGCAUGCCAAUACGCAAGGGUGUUUGCCGCGCGCUUAUUCCACGCUUCAGCUACGAUCCCAGUCGCAAGACUUGUGUCGAAUUCAAAUUCGGCGGCUGCGAUGGCAAUGAAAACAACUUCUCCAGCUAUGAGGCGUGCAUGGCCACGUGUGAGGGCAUGUAAAUGUGCACGCACACAUGCACAUAUACCCGCAUGCAU